Arabidopsis thaliana (thale cress) is the source of this 5376-nucleotide messenger RNA. RefSeq names its product Nucleotidyltransferase family protein (gene MEE44). Lineage: Eukaryota; Viridiplantae; Streptophyta; Magnoliopsida; Brassicales; Brassicaceae. The record is from RefSeq and is marked reviewed. Gene Ontology annotation, biological process: RNA metabolic process. The transcript has 17 exons. Gene Ontology annotation, molecular function: poly(A) RNA polymerase activity. The coding region runs from base 68 to 4513 and encodes 1481 amino acids.
AUUGAGUUGGUUUAAGUUAUUAGCCGUUCGUCGUCUUCCUCUGGAGAAAGAAAAAAGAGAGGAAACAAUGGAAAAUCGCCAUCUCCCUUCCAAAUUCUUCUCCUCUGCUUCAUCCAUGGCUCAGAAUCAACUUAUCGAUUCGCUAACAUCUCACAUAUCUCUGUACCACUCCCACUCGUCUUCCUCUUCAAUGGCUAAUACUAUCCCCAAUCCUAGGUCGGCGAUCCUCCGAUGGUUCUCUUCUCUCAGCGUCCACCAGCGCCUCUCUCACCUCACCGUCGUUGAUCCCAAGUUCGUCCAAAUCCUCCUUCAGAUGCUUGGUUAUAUCCGCACUAAAGGCCCUUGCUCUUUCAUCAUCCUCCCAGACCUCCCUUCCUCCUCCGAUCUCCCCAGUCUCUGCUUUAAAAAAUCUCGUGGCUUAAUCUCCAGGGUUUCCGAGUCCAACGAGUCAGAGCGUUUCGUUUUCGACUCUACUCGGCUCUUUGGUUCUGGAGAAGGGGAAAGGGCUCAAGAUUGCUCUUGCUCCGUCAAUUCCCUCGAUUCUGUCGUCAUGGCCGAGGAAUUUCUUACAAAUGUGGAUCGUUUCGUGGAGACUAUGGACGUCUUAUCGGAUGGAGCAUUUCUGAGAGGAGAAGAGAGUGAUUUGGGGUCCAAUUGGGUAGAAUUAGAGUGGCUCAAAGCCAAAGGCUAUUAUAGCAUGGAAGCCUUCGUUGCAAAUAGGUUAGAGGUAAGCAUGAGAUUAGCUUGGCUGAACACAAAUAGUGGCAAGAGAAGAGGAAUCAAAUUGAAAGAGAAAUUGAAUGCUGCUGCUGCGGCUGCCAAUUCGUAUUGGAGGAAGAAGGCCUGUGUUGAUUGGUGGCAGAAUUUGGAUGCUGCAACACACAAGAAAAUCUGGACUUGUUUGUUUGGGAAGUCGGCUAAAUCUGUGAUAUAUGAGAUUCUUAGAGAAGCAAAUCAAGCACAGCAGGGGGAAAUGUGGCUCUUCAAUUUUGCAAGUGCAAGGAAAGGGCGUACAGACACUUCUGCAGUUUCAUUCUGUGACAUGAUUUUGGAACCGAACUCUGUACCAAGGAAACCAAUAACCGUAGCCAGUAAUCUAAGUGGCUUAUACGUUCUUCAAGAAUUUGCUUCACUGCUCAUCUUAUGCCAAAAUGGCUUAGUUCCAGUACAUAGUGUAUUUUUCAGCUCAAUGGGUACUAUCACAACCUUAGUGGAUUGCAUCUUAAGAAAACUACGAGGUUUUCUUAUGGUAAUCUCUAUUGAUUCUGUUAAAAGUGAACUUCUUGACGACAACACUCACAAGUGUUCUCCAAGCUCAUCAUCAAAUCAGAAGCUUGGUUCGACCAACCGUAAACAGAAAGGAAAGACCAGGAACAUGAAAAAGCCAACUCCGGAGGCUAAAUCUGAUAAAAACGUUAAUUUGUCCACGAAAAAUGGAAAGAAAGAUCAAGCUAAACUGGAAUUUAACAAAAGCAGAGAAGCGAUAGAAUGCAAGAAAGUUCCUACAGCUUCGACGAUGAUCAAUGAUCCUGAGGCCUCUGCAGCAACUAUGGAAGUUGUCCCAGGGUUAGUUGCCAGGAAAGGAAGAACUAAGAAGAAAAGGAAAGAAAAGAAUAAGAGUAAGAAGUGUACAAGUUUGGAAAAUAACGGGGAAGUGAAUAAGUCUGUAGUGAAUAGUUCAGCCAUCGUAAAAGCUUCCAAAUGUGAUUCAAGUUGUACUUCAGCCAAUCAGCAUCCUCAGGAAUAUAUCAAUGCUCAGAUUAUUGAAGAGCAUGGUUCAUUUAGCUGUGAAAGGAAUAGAUCAGGUACUUGUGCAUCUGUGAAUGGUGCAGCUAAUUGUGAGUAUUCUGGAGAGGAAGAAUCGCAUAGCAAAGCUGAAACGCAUGUGAUUUCAUCCGAUUUGAGUUCUGUGGAUCCUGCCGGUGGUCCAAGCUGUGAGAACGUGAACCCUCAAAAAUCUUGCUGUCGGGGUGAUCGUAAAGAAAAGUUGACAAUGCCUAAUGAACGAUCCAGAACUUUGGAUGAAGGGGAAUCCCAUCGGAUUCACCAUCAGAGAAGAGAAGCAGGUUACGGUUUUGCCUCCAGCAGUUCAGAAUUUGUUUCUUAUGAGUGGCCUGCUGUAGCUCCUAUGUACUUUUCGCAUGUUAGUUCUCACCUUCCAACUGCAACUGACAGACUGCACCUUGAUGUUGGUCACAAUUUGCAUCCAUACGUACGGCAACCUUUUGUGUCCACUGUGCAACAUGCUAGAAAUCCUUCAAUUGAAGGUUCCCACAAACAAGUUCUCUCUCGACCCAUGCCCAUGAGUCUAGAUUGGCCUCCCAUGGUUCAUAGCAAUUGCGGCUUGACAACAGCAUUCACUUGCAAUUAUGAUUCUGGAAUUUUGGUGGACAUUCCUGAACAGAAAAAUAAGCACGAGCUGGGGAAUGAAUGCGAGAAUAACUGGAUGUUAGAGGAAGAUUUUGAGGUGCACACUGUUUCUGGAGUAGACUAUAAUCAAUAUUUCGGUGGUGGAGUGAUGUAUUGGAAUCCUUCCGAUCAUCUCGGGACUGGCUUCUCUCGCCCUCCUUCCCUUAGUUCUGAUGAUAGCUCUUGGGCUUGGCAUGAAGCUGAAAUGAAGAGGUCUGUUGAUGACAUGGUUGCAUUUUCGUCUUCUUACAGCGCAAAUGGACUAGAUUCUCCAACUGCAGCCUCGUUCUGUUCCCCUUUUCACCCCUUAGGCCCACCAAAUCAGCCUCUCGGUUAUGUUGUGCCAGGUAAUGAAAUAUCUACCAAAAUACUGCAAGCUCCGCCAACAACAAUUGAAGGUGCAGGUGAAGAGGAAGUCUCCGGAACUUUGGCUAGUUUAUCAGGGGAUGUUGAAGGCAAUUCAGGAGACUCACUUCCUUAUCCAAUUUUGCGCCCUAUAAUUAUCCCAAAUAUGUCAAAAUCUGAAUACAAGCGUAGUUAUGAUACUAAAAGCCCAAACGUUCCACCUACAAGGCGCGAGCAUCCUCGUAUAAAGCGGCCACCGUCACCUGUGGUACUAUGUGUUCCACGUGCUCCUCGACCACCACCUCCUUCUCCUGUGAGCAACUCCAGAGCACGGCGAGGUUUUCCAACUGUGAGGUCAGGAAGUUCAAGCCCAAGACAUUGGGGUAUGAGAGGCUGGUUUCAUGACGGUGUAAACUGGGAAGAACCUCGUGGAGCAGAGAUUGUUUUGCCCUGGAGAAACAAAAGCCUUGCAGUCAGGCCGAUCAUUCAGCCGUUACCGGGGGCCCUCCUGCAAGAUCACUUAAUUGCAAUGUCGCAACUAGGCCGAGACCAAGAGCAUCCUGAUGUGGCCUUCCCUCUGCAACCACCCGAGUUAUUGAACUGUCCAAUGCAAGGGGAAUCUCUCUCACUGAUCCACGGUAUUCUUAAUGACGAGAUAGAUUCUUUCUGCAAGCAGGUUGCUGCAGAGAAUAUGGCCCGCAAACCUUAUAUCAAUUGGGCAAUCAAGCGGGUUACCCGAUCUCUCCAAGUUCUGUGGCCCAGGUCUAGGACGAACAUAUUUGGUUCAUCUGCAACUGGUUUGUCUCUCCCUUCUAGUGAUGUGGAUCUUGUGGUUUGUCUUCCUCCAGUGAGAAAUUUAGAACCUAUCAAAGAGGCAGGAAUUUUGGAGGGUCGCAAUGGUAUAAAGGAGACUUGCCUUCAGCAUGCAGCCAGGUAUCUCGCGAAUCAAGAGUGGGUAAAAACUGACUCCCUGAAGACAGUUGAAAACACAGCUAUACCAAUUAUCAUGCUUGUUGUGGAAGUCCCUUGUGAUCUGAUAUGCAGUAUACAGUCACCAAAAGAUGGUCCAGACUGUAUCACCGUUGACCAGGAUAGCAAUGGUAACACUGAAAUGGUUGGAUUUGAAGACUCUGCAGCAGCAAACUCUUUGCCAACAAACACUGGAAACUUGGCAAUUGCAAAAUCUGUCCGUCUUGACAUCAGUUUCAAAACUCCAUCCCAUACGGGUCUUCAAACCACGCAGCUGGUCAAAGAUCUGACUGAGCAAUUUCCAGCUGCCACACCACUUGCUCUGGUGUUAAAGCAGUUUUUGGCUGAUCGUACCCUGGAUCAAUCAUACUCUGGCGGAUUAAGCUCUUACUGCCUGGUCUUACUGAUUACACGUUUUCUUCAGCAUGAGCAUCAUUUGGGGCGCUCUAUCAACCAAAACCUUGGGGGGCUUCUAAUGGAUUUUCUUUACUUUUUUGGUAAUGUGUUUGAUCCUCGCCAGAUGCGUGUAUCAGUGCAAGGAAGUGGUAUCUAUAGGAAUCGGGAGAGGGGUUAUAGUAUUGAUCCGAUACACAUUGAUGAUCCUCUUUUCCCAACAAAUAAUGUGGGUAGAAAUUGCUUCCGUAUACAUCAAUGUAUUAAGGCAUUUUCUGAAGCUUACUCUGUUCUGGAAAAUGAGCUUACAUGCAUUACUAGUACCAGUGAUUCGUGUGGGAAGCAGCAGCUGCACAAUUUGCUUCCAAAAAUCAUCCCAAGUAUCAUUUCAUCUUAGGAACCAACCGAGAUGUCUUUCCUGUGGAGUUGUGAUAACUCUGGAAGGUAGAAGCUGCUGAUGAUGAUGAUGUUUGCAACUGCCGUGGUGGUUAUUGCGAAGAUAGGCUUCCGCAACUAAUACCUGAGUUGCAUAUAAUCCCUCCCAUGGUAUUUGCAGAUAAUCCUCAGAAACCCUUGUUUUUUUGUGUUGAACAUUAGUUUGGUUACUUAACUUGCUAGGUUGUUGGUGUGUUUGAAGCACAAGUAGGAAAAAUGAUUAUAUAGGUGACGGUGCUUAAAGAGGAAGAGCAAGUGUGGAGACUGGGGGACAUUAGAGAGGUGUGUUGUUGUUAGUCAACAACAAUGACUAGCUAAUUUGAAAGAGAAUUGCAGAAGUAAACUAAUUUUGAAGAAGACUUUUUGCAUUGUUUACUAGGCAUGGGACGGCAGUGAUAUUCGAGGAAUGAUGAUGUUGGCGUGUAAGUGGGAUUGAGAAAGGCAAUAGAAUGAUCUCUUCUUCUUUUUCAUCCCCACAGUUGGGAAUCCGAAUCUCUCCAUAUGUUUCCAUGCACUUUAGAAGAAAUAACAACAACUUUUCCACAGGUUAAGUUUAUAUAUACAGUAGUAACAAGUUAAUGAAAACGAAUAAUGAUGUACAUAUGCGUUUCCGAUAUAAAUUAUUGUCUGCCAAAGUAUUGGGAUAAUCUGAGUGUGGGCUGAAAGUAACAGAACAUAGUAUUUCUAUAGAUUAGAAGAACCGGAACAAGCCCAUUGGCAACAGUAUCCGGUAUGAUUAUAACAUUGCAGUAGUGGUAUGUCUUGGAGAAUCGAGGAGACACUCAUCGAGUUUAAAUGUGUGGUGGAGAGAAUAAAAGUGUGCAG